GCUGUAGCUGAGCACAUGAAUUUCUCGGCUCCAGGCUUCAGGCUCAACUACCAGGCUCACAGCGUGUAAUAGAAAGCUUUCAUACAUCUCGAACGCGAUGGUCCUACACAACCCCAACAACUGGCAUUGGGUCAACAAGGAUGUCUCAGGCUGGACGCGGGAGUACCUUGACAAGGAGCUCGUGCAAAUAUCAGCAGAGAAAGAUGGCGUCACUGCGAAGAUCGACAAGGUGGUGAGCAUGGACGGAGACGUCGACGUGAGCCAGCGCAAGGGCAAGGUCAUUACCAUCUUCGACGUGAAACUGAAGCUGGAAUAUUCAGGCAAGAACAAGGAGGGCGAGGAGGCCAGCGGCACUAUUACCGUCCCGGAAGUCGCUCACGACACCGAGGAAGACGAGUAUGUCUUUGAGGUAGACGUGUACUCGGAUGACAGCAGCAAACAGCCCGUAAAAGAGCUAGUGCGCUCUGAUCUCGUACCGCAACUGCGAAAAGCCUUUGCCAAGCUUGCGCCAGCCGUCAUGGCUGAGCACGCAAAGGACAUCCAGCAUGCGCCAGGCACCAACCCUAGCAGCAACUUUCCGGCUGCAAAGGUGUAUUCAAGUUCGAGCGUCAACAAGUCGAGCAGCUCCAAGCCGGAAGCACCCUCUUCUCAAAAGAGCAGCUCUGGCGCAGUUGUCAACGUGACGACAAUUACCGACAGCGCGGAGUUUCGGACAGAUGCAGCCAAUCUGUACCAGACGUUUACCGACCCUCAGCGUCUUGCCGCAUUUACGCGUGCACCUCCGCAGAACUUCACGGGUGCCAAGCCUGGUGGCACAUUCGAACUGUUUGGCGGAAACGUCAGCGGAGAGUUUACCGAGCUCCAAGAGCCUACACAUAUCGUCCAGAAAUGGCGACUUGCACAAUGGCCCGCGGGACACUACUCGACACUGUCGAUAUGGUUUGACCAGAACGACGUGGACGCGGUCACGGUCAUGAGGGUGGAAUGGCGCGGAGUACCAGUGGGGCAGGAAGAGCCGACCAAGACCAACUGGGAUCAGUACUACGUGCGGAGUAUCAAGACGACGUUUGGCUUCGGCACGGUAUUGUAGGUGCCUGGGGCUCAGUUGCAUGGCAUUGCGGCACUGGAGUAUGAGGCGUUGGAAGGAAAUUACGAAUGCAUACGAAGUGACGGACCUGAAAGAUUUGAAUGAUAGCUACAACGAAUAGAGACAAUACAAGAGCUCUGAGCAGCAAAUGAC
Messenger RNA from Exserohilum turcica Et28A, 1240 nucleotides. RefSeq lists its product as uncharacterized. Gene Ontology annotation, biological process: protein folding; positive regulation of ATP-dependent activity. Gene Ontology annotation, molecular function: protein-folding chaperone binding; ATPase activator activity. The record is from RefSeq and is a predicted model, not a curated record. The coding region runs from base 98 to 1090 and encodes 330 amino acids. Lineage: Eukaryota; Fungi; Ascomycota; Dothideomycetes; Pleosporales; Pleosporaceae. Gene Ontology annotation, cellular component: cytosol. The transcript has 4 exons.